This is a messenger RNA of Pseudomyrmex gracilis, 4379 nucleotides long. It is a transcript of the gene ry, whose product is annotated as xanthine dehydrogenase. Gene Ontology annotation, molecular function: iron ion binding; 2 iron, 2 sulfur cluster binding; molybdopterin cofactor binding. The transcript has 25 exons. NCBI's taxonomy places the organism in Eukaryota, Metazoa, Arthropoda, Insecta, Hymenoptera, Formicidae. The record is from RefSeq and is a predicted model, not a curated record. The coding region runs from base 130 to 4245 and encodes 1371 amino acids.
UUGCGGAUUCGCUUGGCUAGUUUAAAGAGUACAGUGAAUGUAACGCGAGUGUUUCGAGCGAACUGAUAUUGCAUAGACAGAUAUAACGCAAACUACAUAUAUAUAUAAAAGGAUUAUUUAUCUACAAAAAUGGAAGAAAAUUUAAUAAAAAACAUAUCUAUAUGCAAUGGGAAUGCGAUGGUAACUUGUAACAAAUUUCAUAAAACUGACACUAAGUUGCAAAAAGCAUUAAUAUCAAAUAUACUGGUGUUUUAUGUGAAUGGUAAAGAGGUGUCCGAUAAGAAUGUAGAGCCAGAAUGGACACUUUUAUGGUAUCUUCGUAACAAACUUGGAUUGACUGGUACAAAGCUUGGCUGUGCAGAAGGAGGCUGCGGAGCCUGUACAGUCAUGGUCUCUAGAUUUGAUCGCGACUCUAACAAAGUUGUUCACAUGGCCGUGAAUGCAUGCUUGACACCGGUAUGCGCUAUGCACGGUCUAGCUGUAACUACUGUAGAAGGCAUUGGUAGCACGAGAACUAAGUUGCAUCCAGUACAAGAACGUAUAGCCAAAGCACACGGAUCGCAAUGUGGAUUUUGCACACCUGGUAUAGUCAUGUCUAUGUAUGCUUUACUGCGAAGUAUACCGAAACCAACAAUGGAGAAUUUAGAAGUUGCAUUUCAAGGAAACUUGUGCAGAUGUACAGGAUAUAGACCAAUUAUAGAGGGGUUCAAGACUUUUACGGAAGAUUGGGAACAAUCACAAUUAAUGGCUAAUGUUCUAAAAGAAGAUGAGAAAAAUGAUACAAAACUGUGCUCGAUGGGUGACGCUUGCUGCAAGCGAGCUUUUACAUCUGAACCAACUGAGAUUUUUAAUUCUAAAGAAUUCUGUCCGUAUGAUUCUACGCAGGAACCAAUAUUCCCGCCAAAAUUAAAGGUUGAAACAACACUAGAUGAUCAAUAUUUAAUAAUUAAUGGAAAAAACGUCAGCUGGUAUAGACCAACAAAUUUGGAAACUUUGCUUGCCCUCAAAGAAAAGCACCCGAAUGCUAAACUCGUCAUUGGCAAUACGGAGAUUGGAGUCGAAGUGAAGUUCAAACACUUGGUAUAUCCAGUAAUGAUACAACCUACGCGGAUAAAAAAAAUGCGUGAGAUUGUUGAAACGCAACAAACGUUAAAAGUGGGAGCGAGCGUGACUUUGGUCGAACUCGAAGAAACACUAAAACAUUAUAUUGAAACAAAACCUGAAUACAGUACCAGGAUUUUUAUCGAAAUCGUUAAUAUGUUACAUUGGUUUGCUGGAAAACAAAUAAGAAAUGUUGCCUCUGUGGGUGGCAAUAUAAUGACUGGUAGUCCAAUAUCAGAUCUAAAUCCAAUCUUUAUGGCUGCUGGUGUUAAAUUAAAUUUAUGCAGUUUAAAACACGGAAAUAGAACGAUACCAAUGGAUCAUACGUUUUUCGUUGGAUAUCGACGUAAUGUAAUUUUAUCCGAAGAAGUAUUAGUUUCUAUUGACAUACCUUUCACAAAACAGAAUCAAUAUUUUGUUGCUUAUAAGCAAGCAAAAAGAAGAGAUGAUGAUAUUGCAAUAGUCAAUAUGGCUUUAAAUGUAUAUUUUGUUGGCGAUAUAGUUCAAGAGGCGCAUAUCGCAUUUGGUGGAAUGGCUCCUACUACUAUUUUAGCAAAGCAGACAUGUCAGAAAAUGAUUAAAAAAAAAUGGAAUACAUCUAUCUUGGAAGAAGUUUAUAAUGCCUUACUCGAGGAAUUGCCAUUAGCAGACAAUGCACCAGGAGGAAUGAUCAAAUAUCGCAGGUCUCUCACGCUCAGUUUAUUCUUUAAAGGAUUUGUUCACAUCCUUAAAAAGUUAUCGAAAAAUAUUUCGGAUAUAGAAUGUUUGCCGGAGACAUUACAAAGUGCUUCAGAUUGUUUUCAUUAUGAAGUACCACAGAGUUCACAGUACUAUCAAGUGGUACCUAAAGAUCAAGAGUCACAUGAUUUAAUAGGACGUCCCAUUGUCCACUCUAGUGCAUUUAAACAAGCAACAGGAGAAGCAAUAUAUUGCGAUGAUAUACCCAAAUUUAAGGAAGAAUUAUAUUUGGCAUUAGUUAUUUCAACUCGAUCACAUGCAAAGAUUCUGAAAAUCGAUUCUACAAAGGCAUUGUCUAUGGAGGGAGUUGUGUCGUUUUUCUCUUCAAAAGAUAUAACAGAAGAUAAGAGAUGGAUAGGCCCCGUUUUUCACGAUGAAGAAAUAUUUGUAUCGGAAAAGGUUACCAGUCAAGGCCAGGUACUUGGUGCGAUUGUCGCUACUGAUCAAUUAAUCGCUCAAGCCGCAGCGAGAACAGUCGAAAUAGAAUAUGAAGAUAUAAAACCUAUUAUUGUAUCUAUAGAGGAUGCUAUUAAGUAUAAAUCCUUUUAUCCUGGUUUUCCUAAGCGUAUUGUGAAAGGUGAUGCUGACAAAGCUCUUGCGGAAGUAGAUCAUGUUUUAGAAGGCGAAGUACGCAUAGGUGGCCAGGAACACUUUUAUUUGGAAACAAAUGUUACUAUUGCCAUACCUCGUGAAGAUACAUUAGAAGUAUUUUGUUCUACACAGCAUCCCACCGAGAUACAAAAACUUAUCGCUCACGUUUUGAAUAUACACAUCAAUAGAGUUAAUGUUCGCGUGAAACGUAUAGGUGGUGGAUUCGGUGGAAAAGAGUCUCGCACGUUAUUACUGGCGAUACCGGUAGCAUUUGCAGCAUACAAGUUGGGCAAACCAGUACGUUGUAUGUUGGACAGAGACGAAGAUAUGAUGAUAAGUGGGACGCGACAUCCAUUUUUAUUUAAGUAUAAAGUUGGAUUUAACAGUGACGGUCUUAUUAAAGUGGCAAAAGUGAACAUAUACAAUAACGCAGGCUAUUCUCAUGAUUUAUCAGUAGCGGUGUUGGAACGUGCAAUGUUCCAUUUUGAAAAUGCAUAUAGAAUCCCAGUGUCAGAAAUAUAUGGAUACACGUGUAAAACAAACUUACCAUCGAAUACAGCUUUUCGAGGUUUUGGCGGACCGCAAGGAAUGUUUUUAGCUGAAAAUAUCAUUCGACACGUCGCCGAUUAUUUGGAACUAGAUGUCCUCAAGGUGUCCGAAUUAAAUUUGUAUAAAGAAGGUGAUGUAACACAUUACAAUCAAGAACUUGUCAAUUGCACCUUGGAUCGUUGCUGGAACGAAUGUUUAGUAUUUUCUCGUUAUAACGAAAGAAUAAUCGAAGUCGAACGUUAUAACAGAAAAAAUCGAUUUAGAAAGAAAGGUCUUGCAAUUGUGCCUACAAAAUUCGGUAUAGCAUUUACUGUGUUAGUAUUGAAUCAAUCGGGUGCACUGGUGCAUAUUUAUAUUGAUGGUUCGGUACUAAUUAGUCACGGUGGCGUUGAGAUGGGACAAGGUUUACAUACGAAAAUGAUUCAGGUUGCUAGCAGAGUAUUAAAAGUAAAUCCGGACAAGAUACAUAUCGUUGAGACAGCUACCGAUAAAGUCCCAAAUACAUCCGCUACCGCAGCAAGUUCCGGAUCUGAUCUCAAUGGCAUGGCUGUUAUGAAUGCAUGCGAAGAAAUAAUGAAAAGAUUGCAACCGAUAAUAGAUAGCAAUCCGGAAGACACUUGGGAAAAUUGGAUAAAAACGGCAUAUUCAGAAAGGAUAAGUCUGUCCGCCACGGGUUUUUACAAAACUCCCGAUAUCGGAUAUUCUUUUGAAACUAAUACGGGAAAAGCGUUUAAUUACUUUACUUACGGUGUUGCCUGUACGGAAGUUGAAAUUGAUUGUCUUACUGGUGAUCAUAAGGUUUUACGUACGGAUAUUGUUAUGGACUUGGGAGAAAGUUUAAAUCCAGCCAUCGAUAUAGGUCAGAUCGAAGGUGCCUUCAUUCAAGGAUACGGUUUGUUUACAUUGGAGGAAAUGAUUUACUCGCCAACGGGAACUUUAUUUAGUAGAGGACCCGGGACAUACAAGUUACCAGGUUUUACCGACAUACCUCAAGAAUUUAAUGUUUCGCUUUUAAAAGGAGCUUCCAAUCCACGAGCUGUAUACUCUUCCAAGGCUGUUGGGGAACCACCGCUAUUUUUAGCGUCAUCUGUAUUCUUCGCUAUUAAAGAGGCAAUUAGAGCUGCGCGCAAAGAUAUGAAUAUUCAUGGCUAUUUUAGACUUGAUGCUCCCGCAACUGCUGCACGUAUACGUACGGCAUGCGUAGAUAAUAUAACAAUGAAGAUCAGAGAACCUGAUUUACAACAACAAUGGAAUAUGGUACCAUAAUAUAUCAAAUUUUUAAUAUGAUACAGUUAUUUUCUUUUUCAUAAUUUUUCUAUUCAAGUUAUAUUCAAGAAAAUAAUCUAUUUUAUAAUUAAUAUACAUCUUAGUGUCCUCAAUAAAAAUACUCAUUUAAUUCA